Molecule: messenger RNA, 2445 nt
Organism: Trichoderma breve
Lineage: Eukaryota; Fungi; Ascomycota; Sordariomycetes; Hypocreales; Hypocreaceae
Product: glycosyl hydrolase family 92 domain-containing protein
Exons: 3
Coding region: 1-2445 (814 amino acids)
Biological process (GO): protein deglycosylation; carbohydrate metabolic process; glycoprotein catabolic process
Cellular component (GO): nucleus; cytosol
Molecular function (GO): carbohydrate binding; peptide-N4-(N-acetyl-beta-glucosaminyl)asparagine amidase activity
Source: RefSeq, a predicted model, not a curated record
AUGAAACGGCCAUCAAUAUGCAUCUUUCUCUCUCUGGCUUCAUCCACGACGGCUCUGUCGUCUCACCCGGACCCCGCAAACGAAUCGCUGCCAUCUGCAGCAAACGUACAUGUAAACAGCGAUUACCACGCCAACGCGGGUGUCCUGCAAUAUGUCAACCCUCUCAUCGGCACUAGGGGCUACGAUCCUAAUGAUCUCGGUGGCAUGAUUCCCUCUGUAUCGCCGCCAUUUGGGAUGACGCGAUGGACUCCGCAGACGCGCGAAAACUUCAUCUCACAGGUCCCCUACAACGACCGCGAUCGCCGAGACGAGGUCCGACACCUAUUUCAGCACCGAGGUCUGUCAUUCAGAAAAGAAGACGAGAGAAGCACGCCGUACGUGUAUGAAGUGACUCUCGACGCGGAUUCAGCGGGAGAAUUUGGAUGGAAUCUUACUGAACAGGCGACUUCGGAUCUUCUUGGCGAUGCUUGUCCUCCAUGUCCCGGCGGUGCUAAUUUUAUUCCUAAUAAGGAUGUGACUGAGGGUGCUAAUGGCCGUGUGAGACGACGAGAUUACGUGUUUGAGCCUGAGGACCAGUUUACCGUGCAAGUAGCCAUGAGCGCGUCGGCGCAUGUCGGCCAUCUUCGCGUCGAUUUCCAGGAUACCCAGGCACGACAGCCUUACUUCACCAUCCAGGCCAGCCGACUCAAUUGGACAGGCCAUGUUGAGAUUGAUCCUGAAACUCAAGAGGUAUCAGGCAGUAACUCCCAGCGACAAGAAUAUCUGCUGGGCCCUGACAAGCCAGAGUCUUUUAGGCUCUACUUUGUGUCGCGCUUUUCUGAGCCUUUCACUUCCUAUGGAGUGAGUCGCGCAGAAAAGCUAUACGAGGGAGAAAAGUAUAUCGAAGACAAGUUUGUUGGUGCAUAUGUCACCUUUGAUAAGUCGGUCAAGAGAGUCGAGGUGAGGACUGGAGUCUCGUAUGUCAGCGUAGAGCAGGCCAGGAAGAAUCUCGGUAUUGAUAUACCAGAUGGAACGACAUUUGAAAGCACUGUCGAUAACGUCAAAUCGGCCUGGUUAGAAAGACUGGGCAGGAUCAAAAUUUCUGGAGUCAACGAAACUGACCCGGAUCAUGAUCCUCGGACGAUAUUUUAUUCAGGCCUAUUCCAUGCUCUCCAAUAUCCAAGCGACUAUUCCGAACCUACCACCUCAUCUGAAGGCGGCCUCCGACGUUUUUACAGUGGUUAUACAGACAGCGUUCAUGAAGCAAAUGAUUCAUAUUACCAGUCGUGGUCGAUAUGGGAUACUUACAGGGCAGAGCAUUCACUACUCACCAUCUUUGCCCCGGAGCGCGUCGAUUCUAUGAUGCGCUCUCUCUUACGAAUAUUUGAUUGGUCCGGCCGAUUGCCUCUGUGGAAUAACAUGAUUGAGAACAACGAAAUGAUUGCGACUCAUGUUGACGCCGUGAUUGCAAACGCCCUAAUCAGAGGCUUCGAUAAUUUUGAUGUCGCCAAGGCCUGGGAUGCAGUUUAUGUCGAUGCUUACGUGCCUCCUGAUAACGACACUGACCUUCUCUACUAUUCAAGGGAGCCAAGCACUCCAUACGAGUGUCGAGCUGGACUAACCAGCUACCUCGAGCAUGGAUGGGUUGACAAUGAUCGCUGGGCCGAAUCCGCCAGCCGUACACUCGACUAUUCCUUUGAUGACUAUGCCGCUGCCGUGGUGGCUGAACAUGCAGGAGAUUUUGAGCAUGCGAAGGAGCUGAGAGAGCGCUCGCAAAACUACAGGAAGCUCUGGAACCCAGAGACGGAGUUUAUGCAAGCUCGCAAUGCAAACGGGACUUGGGCGAAUGAAUCUUGGGGAUGGACCGAAGGAGACAAGUGGAUCUACACAUUGAACGUGAUGCAUGAUGUAGGCGGCCUAGCUUCGCUGUUUAAAGGCGGGAAGAAGGCCAUGAAAGCUCGCAUGGAUGAAUAUUUCGCGGGCGGUCACAACAUGCACAGCAACGAACCAUCGCAUCACGCCCCGUAUCUGUACUCUGCCAUCGGAUAUCCCGCUGAUGCAGCACGGCAGAUCCGUGAGCUUGCCUGGGAGAAUUACAACGCGACGGCUUCAGGGCUUAGUGGCAAUGAGGAUUUGGGGCAGAUGAGUGCCUGGUAUGUCUUGUCGGCGCUAGGGUUCUAUCCUGUCAACCCGGCGAGUGAUGAGUACGUUGUAGCAACGCCAUUCUUUGAUGAAGUGGAAAUUUUGUUGCCUCCUGGCCCUGGGGAUGAUGGAAAAGAGCACACGCUAGUUAUUUCAGCACCAGGAGCAGGUACAGGUGGGAAGGCAUAUGUGAAGAGUCUAAAGGUUGAUGGGGAGGAGGUUCGCAGGCCAUUGUUGAAGCAUAAGCAGAUUGUAAAGGCGAGCAGGAUUGACUUUGAGAUGAGUAACGAGCCAACAAGUUGGGGACAGGAGGGAACAGUAUAG